AUGGAGGAAGAUACCUUGGAAGAUGUACGGCAGUACUUGGCAAGGGACGAGAAUAAGGCGAAGGUGCAGUUUACGGCAUCGUUAGAGGGUAGAACUUCUGAUGAACUCAUGACUCUACUCAAGACUCGGAAGGAUUCGGAUAUAGAUGAUAAAUGCCUUGAUGAUGGAACCACAAAUAGUAGUAGUAAUCACCAAGGGAAGGAUGUUGCAAUGCAGUCAGAGAAAUCUUAUCAACUUUCUAGAGCUCAGCAAGAAGAAGAAGAAGAUGUUGAAAGUACUGUAAUGGGGACCGAAAAGGUAGUGGAGAUCUGCACGGUAGAGGCGAGUCGUGAUGAAUUAUUGUCGCAGGUGAGUGAGAAUGAAAGAUUCCCCAAGAAACAGGAAGAGCACAGUGGUGCGUGGAGAGCCGUAUACUCUGGGGAACUUGUCACGAAAGAAGAACUUGAAGAGGUGCGGCGAGAGAUGCUCAUGCAAGAAAGUCUGGUGAAGGCGUUGGAAAAAGACAAUGUUAACCUUCACGAAGAGAGACGUGCGCUGCGUGCGAAGUUGAAUGAGAUGGAAAAGAAAGCAGUGAAUGUCGAAGCCAAAUACAGUAUAUUGGCAAGUGGUCAAAGUCCCAACCAUGGUUCAGUCCGGCAAGCAUCAUCAGUCCCCAUGAUGUCAUGGCAAGGAGAGCAGCAAGUAAGUCAGGACGAAGUGAGCAUAGAGUUAGAGCGUCAACGCACAGUAGUGAGAGAGUUACAGUUGGAGUUAGAACUAAUCCGACGUGAAAAGAAGGAUAUUGAGAAACGUUUGGCAAGUCUUGAUGCCAAGAAGUUUGAGGAAAUGGAGCUAGAGCUUCGCAAUCUCCGCGUUGAUUUAAAGCGUAAGGAAACCGAUCAUAAUGAAACUGUAAAAGAUAUGGCUCGAAAGAUUGCUUGGUAUGUAGAACAUCAAGAGUUUAAUCAUUCGCAGGAAGAAUUACUUAAAGAGCAACAGGAUAUCAUUCGUCGUUUGCGUGCGCGAUUACACGAGGUUGGGGCUUUAGAUGGUGAGGGAAAAAAAAUGCCAGUAAGUAAGAAGGAUACACAUGUUCGUAACCUCACCAAACGUAUAGUAGAACUCGAGGAAGCACUUAACAGCAAGUACCCGAACAGUAUUGCACAACUUAUUCGAAGUUGUCAACCAUCUGUGCAGGACUCCAAGUUGUUUAAACAACUUAAUCUCAAAAUCAAGGAAUUAGAAAAUGCUCUCGCAGAGAAAGAUCGAUGCGCAGAGGCUGCAGUCACCCGUUUGAGAGUUGAGACAGACCGUAUGAGAAUUCAAUAUCAGGAAAGGAUUGAAAAACUCGAGGAGGAGCUUAAACUUCGAUUGUUACACGCACAGACACGACGGGUCCGUGAACUUGAAAAGCAACUCUCUGAAGCACGGCAAGCAUUACGUGAAAAAGAGAAGGAAAAAAAUCCACCAGUGUCUGCUGAUUUGGUUACAAGUUGUGAUAAUGAUUAUGUGCGUGAAAAAAAAAUUGAAUCAUCAUCAUCAUCAGCAUCUCCAUUGGGAGAAGUAAAGAAACCUGCAACAGCGACAAGUAUUGGGGUAAUAAACCGUCCAGAUGAGACUAUUUCACAGCUUCAAGAGGAGAAUGAAGCUCUUCGAAAUGAAUUAUAUCGAGUAACCCAUGAAACUGCAAAAAAUACUCCUAUCAUACCUUCAUCGUCAUCACCAUUACACUUACAAUCACAGUCACCACAAGAUGAUGGGAUUGGUGUUAGUUCAUCCCAUCUCAUCUCAAGUAUGCAGGCACAGAUAAACACACUUACUGCAGAACAAACAAUAUACAAACGCUUGCUCAUGGAGAGUCAGGAAUCUCUUCGUGACGCCCAUGCUCGAUGGGAUGAACGUUUAUUAAUGGCAAGACAGGAAUAUCAGUUACAAAUUCAACGCAUACGACAGGAACACAAUGACGAGAUUGCACGUAUUCAAGAACAUCAUCAACGAGAAUUACAUUCUAUCGUAGAGCAAAACCGAUCAGCGGAAGAAGCAUCGAAAGUUUGUGAAAAAAUUUUCCAAAUUUCAUCUAAUGAUUCGAAACAUAAUCAAACAUUUUUACAAAGUGUCGCUGAACGAUUGGCUUACCUUGAACGGCGUCAAGAACAAAAAGAACGUGAAGCCGCCCAUGAAAUAGCCGAAGUUAAGCGUGUAGCUGAUUUUGAACUUUCUCUGAUGAAACAAAAGGCUGAAAUGAUGAUUGAACAAAAAAAUCAUCAAAUACAUGAAUUUCGUUUGCAGUUAGACCACCUCCUCUCAAGUCUUGCGCUCCUGCAGACUUACGCAUAG
Molecule: messenger RNA, 2316 nt
Organism: Trypanosoma theileri
Lineage: Eukaryota; Euglenozoa; Kinetoplastea; Trypanosomatida; Trypanosomatidae
Product: viral A-type inclusion protein
Exons: 1
Coding region: 1-2316 (771 amino acids)
Biological process (GO): cilium assembly
Cellular component (GO): centrosome; centriole; axonemal microtubule
Source: RefSeq, a predicted model, not a curated record